Closterium sp. NIES-65 is the source of this 6429-nucleotide messenger RNA. Lineage: Eukaryota; Viridiplantae; Streptophyta; Zygnematophyceae; Desmidiales; Closteriaceae. The record is from the annotation of a GenBank genome assembly.
AUGGACGUGGACGUGGACGUGGACGUGGACGUGGACGUGGACGUGGACGUGGACGUGGACGUGGACGUGGACGUGGACGUGGACGUGGACGUGGACGUGGACGUGGACGUGGACGUGGACGUGGACGUGGACGUGGACAUGGACGUGGACGUGGACGUGGACGUGGACGUGGACGUGGACGUGGACGUGGACGUGGACAUGGACGUGGACGUGGACGUGGACGUGGACGUGGACGUGGACGUGGACGUGGACGUGGACGUGGACGUGGACAUGGACGUGGACGUGGACGUGGACGUGGACGUGGACGUGGACGUGGACGUGGACGUGGACGUGGACGUGGACGUGGACAUGGACGUGGACGUGGACGUGGACGUGGACGUGGACAUGGACGUGGACGUGGACGUGGACGUGGACGUGACAUGGACGUGGACGUGGACGUGGACGUGGACGUGGACGUGGACGUGGACAUGGACGUGGACGUGGACGUGGACGUGGACGUGGACGUGGACGUGGACGUGGACGUGGACGUGGACGUGGACGUGGACGUGGACGUGGACGUGGACAUGGACGUGGACGUGGACGUGGACGUGGACGUGGACGUGGACGUGGACGUGGACGUGGGUGGUGGACGUGGACGUGGACGUGGACAUGGACGUGGACGUGGACGUGGACGUGGACAUGGACGUGGACGUGGACGUGGACGUGGACGUGGACGUGGACGUGGACAUGGACGUGGACGUGGACGUGGACGUGGACAUGGACGUGGACGUGGACGUGGACGUGGACGUGGACGUGGACAUGGACGUGGACGUGGACGUGGACGUGGACGUGGACGUGGACGUGGACGUGGACAUGGACGUGGACGUGGACGUGGACGUGGACGUGGACGUGGACGUGGACGUGGACAUGGACGUGGACGUGGACAUGGACGUGGACGUGGACGUGGACGUGGACGUGGACGUGGACGUGGACGUGGACAUGGACGUGGACGUGGACGUGGACGUGGACGUGGACGUGGACGUGGACGUGGACAUGGACGUGGACGUGGACGUGGACGUGGACGUGGACGUGGACGUGGACGUGGACGUGGACGUGGACGUGGGCGUGGACGUGGACGUGGACGUGGACAUGGACGUGGACGUGGACGUGGACGUGGACGUGGACAUGGACGUGGACGUGGACGUGGACGUGGACAUGGACGUGGACGUGGACGUGGACGUGGACGGACGUGGACGUGGACGUGGACGUGGACGUGGACAUGGACGUGGACGUGGACGUGGACAUGGACGUGGACAUGGACGUGGACGUGGACGUGGACGUGGACAUGGACGUGGACGUGGACGUGACGUGGACGUGGACGUGGACAUGGACGUGGACGUGGACGUGGACGUGGACGUGGACGUGGACGUGGACGUGGACGUGGACGUGGACGUGGACGUGGACGUGGACGUGGACGUGGACGUGGACAUGGACGUGGACGUGGACGUGGACGUGGACGUGGACGUGGACGUGGACGUGGACGUGGACGUGGACGUGGACGUGGACGUGGACGUGGACGUGGACGUGGACGUGGACGUGGACGUGGACAUGGACGUGGACGUGGACGUGGACGUGGACAUGGACGUGGACGUGGACGUGGACGUGGACUUGGACGUGGACGUGGACGUGGACGUGGACAUGGACGUGGACGUGGACGUGGACGUGGACGUGGACGUGGACGUGGACGUGGACGUGGACGUGGACGUGGACGUGGACGUGGACGUGGACGUGGACGUGGACGUGGACGUGGACGUGGACGUGGACGUGGACGUGGACGUGGACGUGGACGUGGACGUGGACGUGGACGUGGACGUGGACGUGGACGUGGACGUGGACGUGGACGUGGACGUGGACAUGGACGUGGACGUGGACGUGGACGUGGACAUGGACGUGGACAUGGACGUGGACGUGGACGUGGACGUGGACGUGGACGUGGACGUGGACGUGGACAUGGACGUGGACGUGGACGUGGACGUGGACGUGGACGUGGACGUGGACGUGGACGUGGACGUGGACGUGGACGUGGACGUGGACGUGGACGUGGACGUGGACGUGGACGUGGACGUGGACAUGGACGUGGACGUGGACGUGGACGUGGACGUGGACGUGGACGUGGACGUGGACAUGGACGUGGACGUGGACGUGGACAUGGACGUGGACGUGGACGUGGACGUGGACGUGGACGUGGACGUGGACGUGGACGUGGACGUGGACGUGGACGUGGACGUGGACGUGGACAUGGACGUGGACGUGGACGUGGACAUGGACGUGGACGUGGACGUGGACGUGGACGUGGACAUGGACGUGGACAUGGACGUGGACGUGGACGUGGACGUGGACAUGGACGUGGACGUGGACGUGGACGUGGACAUGGACGUGGACGUGGACUGGACAUGGACGUGGACGUGGACGUGGACGUGGACGUGGACGUGGACGUGGACGUGGACGUGGACGUGGACGUGGACAUGGACGUGGACGUGGACGUGGACGUGGACGUGGACGUGGACGUGGACGUGGACGUGGACAUGGACGUGGACGUGGACGUGGACAUGGACGUGGACGUGGACGUGGACGUGGACGUGGACGUGGACGUGGACAUGGACGUGGACGUGGACGUGGACGUGGACGUGGACGUGGACGUGGACGGGACGUGGACGUGGACGUGGACGUGGACGUGGACAUGGACGUGGACGUGGACGUGGACGUGGACGUGGACGUGGACGUGGACGUGGACGUGGACGUGGACGUGGACGUGGACGUGGACGUGGACGUGGACGUGACGUGGACGUGGACGUGGACGUGGACGUGGACGUGGACGUGGACGUGGACUGGACGUGGACGUGGACGUGGACAUGGACGUGGACGUGGACGUGGACGUGGACGUGGACGUGGACGUGGACAUGGACGUGGACGUGGACGUGGACGUGGACGUGGACGUGGACGUGGACGUGGACAUGGACGUGGACGUGGACGUGGACGUGGACGUGGACGUGGACGUGGACGUGGACGUGGACGUGGACGUGGACGUGGACGUGGACGUGGACUGGACGUGGACGUGGACGUGGACGUGGACGUGGACGUGGACGUGGACGUGGACGUGGACGUGGACGUGGACGUGGACGUGGACGUGGACGUGGACAUGGACGUGGACGUGGACGUGACGUGGACGUGGACGUGGACGUGGACGUGGACGUGGACGUGGACGUGGACGUGGACGUGGACGUGGACGUGGACGUGGACGUGGACGUGGACGUGGACGUGGACGUGGACGUGACGUGGACGUGGACGUGGACGUGGACGUGGACGUGGACGUGGACGUGGACUGGACGUGGACGUGGACGUGGACGUGGACGUGGUGGUGGACGUGGACGUGGACGUGGACGUGGACGUGGACGUGGACGUGGACGUGGACGUGGACGUGGACGUGGACUGGACGUGGACGUGGACGUGGACGUGGACGUGGACGUGGACGUGGACGUGGACGUGGACGUGGACGUGGACGUGGACGUGGACAUGGACGUGGACGUGGACGUGGACGUGGACGUGGACGUGGACGUGGACGUGGACGUGGACAUGGACGUGGACGUGGACGUGGACGUGGACGUGGACGUGGACGUGGACGUGGACGUGGACGUGGACGUGGACGUGGACGUGGACGUGGACGUGGACGUGGACGUGGACGUGGACGUGGACAUGGACGUGGACGUGGACGUGGACGUGGACGUGGACGUGGACGUGGACAUGGACGUGGACGUGGACGUGGACGUGGACGUGGACAUGGACGUGGACGUGGACGUGGACGUGGACGUGGACGUGGACGUGGACGUGGACGUGGACGUGGACGUGGACGUGGACGUGGACGUGGACUGGACGUGGACGUGGACGUGGACGUGGACGUGGACGUGGACGUGGACGUGGACGUGGACGUGGACGUGGACGUGGACGUGGACGUGGACGUGGACGUGGACGUGGACGUGGACGUGGACGUGGACGUGGACGUGGACAUGGACGUGGACGUGGACGUGGACGUGGACGUGGACGUGGACGUGGACAUGGACGUGGACGUGGACGUGGACGUGGACGUGGACGUGGACGUGGACGUGGACGUGGACGUGGACGUGGACGUGGACGUGGACGUGGACGUGGACGUGGACGUGGACGUGGACGUGGACGUGGACGUGGACGUGGACGUGGACGUGGACGUGGACGUGGACGUGGACUGGACGUGGACGUGACGUGGACGUGGACGUGGACGUGGACGUGGACGUGGACGUGGACGUGGACAUGGACGUGGACGUGGACGUGGACGUGGACGUGGACGUGGACGUGGACAUGGACGUGGACGUGGACGUGGACGUGGACGUGGACGUGGACAUGGACGUGGACGUGGACGUGGACGUGGACGUGGACGUGGACGUGGACGUGGACGUGGACGUGGACGUGGACGUGGACGUGGACGUGGACGUGACGUGGACGUGGACGUGGACGUGGACGUGGAUGGACGUGGACGUGGACGUGGACGUGGACGUGGACGUGGACGUGGACGUGGACGUGGACGUGGACGUGGACGUGGACGUGGACAUGGACGUGGACGUGGACGUGGACGUGGACGUGGACGUGCGUGGACGUGGACGUGGACGUGGACGUGGACGUGGACGUGGACGUGGACUGGACGUGGACGUGGACGUGGACAUGGACGUGGACGUGGACGUGGACGUGGACGUGGACGUGGACGUGGACGUGGACAUGGACGUGGACGUGGACAUGGACGUGGACGUGGACGUGGACGUGGACGUGGACGUGGACGUGGACAUGGACGUGGACGUGGACGUGGACGUGGACGUGGACGUGGACGUGGACGUGGACGUGGACGUGGACGUGGACGUGGACGUGGACGUGGACGUGGACGUGGACGUGGACGUGGACGUGGACGUGGACGUGGACGUGGUGGACGUGGACGUGGACGUGGACGGGACGUGGACGUGGACGUGGACGUGGACGUGGACGUGGACGUGGACGUGGACGUGGACGUGGACGUGGACGUGGACGUGGACGUGGACGUGGACACGUGGACGUGGACGUGGACGUGGACGUGGACGUGGACGUGGACGUGGACAUGGACGUGGACGUGGACGUGGACGUGGACGUGGACGUGGACGUGGACGUGGACGUGGACGUGGACGUGGACGUGGACGUGGACGUGGACGUGGACGUGGACGUGGACGUGGACGUGGACGUGGACGUGGACGUGGACGUGGACGUGGACGUGGACAUGGACGUGGACGUGGACGUGGACGUGGACGUGGACGUGGACGUGGACAUGGACGUGGACGUGGACGUGGACGUGGACGUGGACGUGGACGUGGACGUGGACGUGGACGUGGACGUGGACGUGGACGUGGACGUGGACGUGGACGUGGACGUGGACGUGGACGUGGACGUGGACGUGGACGUGGACGUGGACGUGGACGUGGACGUGGACGUGGACGUGGACGUGACGUGGACGUGGACGUGGACGUGGACAUGGACGUGGACGUGGACGUGGACGUGGACGUGGACGUGGACAUGGACGUGACGUGGACGUGGACAUGGACGUGGACGUGGACGUGGACGUGGACAUGGACGUGGACGUGGACGUGGACGUGGACAUGGACGUGGACGUGGACGUGGACAUGGACGUGGACGUGGACGUGGACGUGGACGUGGACGUGGACGUGGACAUGGACGUGGACGUGGACGUGGACGUGGACGUGGACAUGGACGUGGACGUGGACGUGGACGUGGACAUGGACGUGGACGUGGACGUGGACGUGGACGUGGACGUGGACGUGGACGUGGACGUGGACGUGGACGUGGACGUGGACGUGGACGUGGACGUGGACGUGGACGUGGACGUGGACGUGGACGUGGACGUGGACGUGGACAUGGACGUGGACGUGGACGUGGACGUGGACGUGGACGUGGACGUGGACGUGGACGUGGACGUGGACGUGGACGUGGACGUGGACGUGGACGUGGACGUGGACGUGGACAUGGACGUGGACGUGGACGUGGACGUGGACGUGGACGUGGACGUGGACAUGGACGUGGACGUGGACGUGGACGUGGACGUGGACGUGGACGUGGACGUGGACGUGGACGUGGACGUGGACGUGGACGUGGACGUGGACGUGGACGUGGACGUGGACGUGGACGUGGACAUGGACGUGGACGUGGACGUGGACGUGGACGUGGACGUGGACGUGGACGUGGACGUGGACGUGGACGUGGACGUGGACGUGGACGUGGACGUGGACGUGGACGUGGACAUGGACGUGGACGUGGACGUGGACGUGGACAUGGACGUGGACGUGGACGUGGACGUGGACGUGGACGUGGACGUGGACGUGA